Molecule: messenger RNA, 1754 nt
Organism: Paramuricea clavata
Lineage: Eukaryota; Metazoa; Cnidaria; Anthozoa; Malacalcyonacea; Plexauridae
Source: the annotation of a GenBank genome assembly
AUGUUGUUAAGUUCGCCUCAACUGGGCAUAACAUGUGCAUUUUCGGAAAGGCCGGCAUUGGGAAAACAACGGUUGUGGAAAGCAUCAUUAAAUUCUCUGACGGCGAAAGGCUUGAAAUGUCAAAUUGUGUGUUCGACUGGGAUUUCAUGCGAUGCAUAUCAUGGUUUAGCAAAGACUGUACAUUCACAUUAUAGAUUACAGACAGCCAAACUUCCUGCCAAUUCGCUAAUUAGCCGUUCUUUGGGAAGAAAAAACAUCUUGUUGCAGAUUGCAGACACGAACGUACUAAUAUGGGACGAGGUAUCCAUGACGAGCCACCGCAUUUUUCAUAUUGUUAAUGCCAUUCAUCAUCUGGUUUCUAACAAUGACUUCCCAUUCGGAGGAGUACAGGUUAUCCUUGUCGGAGAUUUCUGGCAACUGAGAUCUGUUCCGAGUCUUCUUGAUCCUGGAAAAUCUAUCAUUUCCUCGCAGCUUUUGGAUAAAGUAUUCCCACAUCGAUUCGAGUUGCAGAGAGUAUUGCGGCAAGGGGAUGAUGAAGAUAAGUUAAAACAUGCUUUAGAUCAUGCGAUGACGAAGUAGAGCAAUAUCUUCAAAGCCUAUCAAGAGAUUUGGAUUUGACCGAUAUGCUUCCAGAGAAGAUCGAUAUAUAUUUCAAGAAACUACCAGUUGAGAUCCACAACCUAGAUGCCUUGGCGAAACUUCCUGGAGAACUUACAGUCUUCAAAAUUUGAAUGUGAUAAAGAGUGCGAGACAGAAUUGAUAGAGAUGAACAACCUGGUUCAUGAUAACGAUUUUCAUUCCGCUGCUUCUUCCUAUUAUGAAUCUAACAGUGGUGUGGUUGUCAACCUGGAAGAUGUCUUACUAUGUAUGUCCGACUUCAGAGAUGAACUGUCAAAACCUCCUUCAGCGUGAAAGCCUUCUUGGACAAAUUGAUCAACGAUGCCAACGAAGAUUCCUACAGCCAAUCUGUUACAUCUGCAGCAAAAUAUGGGGCCGAUAAUUUAGAUGAUUUUGAAUUAUUAGCUGUAAUAUUUUGGUGCAGAAUUUACGAACUGUUUGAAAAUUACCUGACAGAGAAUCUGAAAGUACUACAAAUGACAAAUAAAGAUUUCACCUGCACCACAUCCAAACUACAACUUCUUUUCUUGUCCCAGGAAUAUCGAAGCAACCUGAUUAGUGUGUAUAAUGUUAAGAAAUGGAUUGAAAUUGAUGACGGGCAAAGAAGCAUAGGUGCUCUGCUUCUCUUCCAACUGUUUCAACUGUUUGGAUCCGAGGUUGGAAAGCGUGUCCAAAAAGAAGAAUGUACACCAAUAUGUUUCAACAUUCAAGACAUGGGACCGGACGGGCGUGGAAAAGUGCGAUAUAUUGGAGGAUGGGACAUCAGUAAAUGUCUAAACAGAGCGCGAAGCUAUGUAAUAGAAAAUAAAUUGUCCCAGUCAACGAAUGUUCGCCUCAAAAUUCACAAAGAGAUGAAGAAAAUCAACCUGUUAGAAAACUAUGUUACACUACCACACGAAGCCACCCAACUUUCAACUGCAAAUCCUGAAAGCCUUCGUGUGGUCCAGUCUCCACAGUACAGAAACUGCGGUCUGAUCCACAUCAACGAUGAUGCAUCCGAUUUCUUUCUGGCAUUGGAACAAGAACGAGUUGAUAAAAUCAACAUUCAAAGGUUGUCAUCUUUACAAAAUGAUAUGAUUGAUGACUCCAUCGUUGAAGCUGUAAGCAAUUCGACACUGGAAACCUGCAUUUUUUAA